AUGGCAAGUCCUCGAACACGAGCUGUUCUCAGUAAAGCAAGAAAACGUGACGACAAUAAUAACUGCUUCGAAUGUGGUGCUCCAAACACUCAGUGGAUCACAGUUCAUUACGGAACUUGGCUUUGUCUCGAAUGUGCCGGCAAACACCGUGGACUGGGAGUUCACCUGAGUUUUGUUCGUUCCGUUACCAUGGACAAAUGGAAAGACAUCGAAAUUGAAAAGGUGAAGGUUAGUGGCAAUCGCCAGUGCUUGGAAUUUCUUAGUAGUCAGCCGGAUUACCGUGCCGAUUGGUCGUUCAGUGAAAAGUGGAAUUCCCGGGCAGCUGCUUUUUACCGCGAUAAAGUGAACUCGUUGGCUCUAGGGAAACCAUGGUCGCCGGAGACGUCGCCGGCGCGCAAUUGGAUUCCGGGCAUAUCAGGCUUUAUAAAAAAUUCUCAGAGCUUCGCCGCCGCCAACAGCAGUCUCGAGGAAGACUUCGGAAGGACAUCGUCUUUCAAAAGGAUGACUACUUCGUUCAGCGGCUUCGGCAGCGUGCCGCCGAAGAAGGAGCACCAGAAGCCGGAGUUCCUGGAAAGUGCCAUAUCAUCAUUGUCCGUCGGCUGGUCGGCCCUCAGUCGUACGGCUGCGCAUGCAGCGUCUUUCGCCAAGGACAGCGUACGUAUCUUUUUAUCGCGUACACUUCCUCAAGUGAAUAUUAUUUUUUGUUUAUUACUUAAAUACCUUAAAACAGAUUCGGGGUGCACAGUCACUGUCCAGUUUGGAGCUGCCACCUCACGCGAUCGCGCACCUCGUCGUUGUCAAUCGAUCACCCUUAAAAUUGACGCAUUCAGCUGCAACGCAACUUCCUCACCUCUUCUCCUUCGUUUCAAUGAGGAGUUUUGCUCCGGAACCAUAACACUGGUUAUUUUUAACUUUCGAUGUUAA
This is a messenger RNA of Soboliphyme baturini, 924 nucleotides long. Lineage: Eukaryota; Metazoa; Nematoda; Enoplea; Dioctophymatida; Soboliphymatidae. The record is from the annotation of a GenBank genome assembly.